Orbicella faveolata is the source of this 2509-nucleotide messenger RNA. RefSeq names its product QRFP-like peptide receptor. Gene Ontology annotation, cellular component: plasma membrane. Gene Ontology annotation, molecular function: G protein-coupled peptide receptor activity. NCBI's taxonomy places the organism in Eukaryota, Metazoa, Cnidaria, Anthozoa, Scleractinia, Merulinidae. Gene Ontology annotation, biological process: G protein-coupled receptor signaling pathway. The record is from RefSeq and is a predicted model, not a curated record.
CUUGCCUUUGUUUCCAUUGGUACAUCUGUCCUGACAUUGACGGUCAUGACCUUUGAUCGCUACCGUGCAAUCGUGCACACAAUGAGGAGGCCGCUGACGCCAAAGCUCACCGCUGUAGCAAUCGGCUCAACAUGGGUUAUUUCAGGCCUGGUGUUUGCCAGUGAGCUCUACAAGUACAAGCUUUUCAACGCAGCGGGUCAAGUCAUGUGCGCAUCAAGAUGGGUUGAAGAUGUUCAAGAGUCGAACAAAAUCACGAUGUACGAGUUGAUCGUUCGGUUUGUCCUGUUAUACCUGAUCCCUCUUCUCACCAUGGCCGUUCUGUAUACUAGGAUUGUGCUGCAUCUGUGGAAACGAAAGGCUCCUGGAGAGCACAUUGAUAAAACCCAUCAGCGCAUCGAAAAACAGAAUCGUAAAAUCAUCGUCAUGCUGGUUACCAUAGUAGCAAUUUUUGCCAUUUGUUGGCUUCCAGCACACGUCAAUCACUUUCUGGCGACGUUUAACUUCAAUGUGUACAGCUGUCUACCUACCUCAUUGGUGCUAACACUUUAUUUUGUGACGCACAGUAAUACUGCCAUUAACCCGUGCCUGUAUCUGAUAUUCAAUGAGAACUUCCGAGGAGCAUUUACACGCCAGCUGCACAUGCGUCACAGAAUCCGUGGUGUUUCUCUCACCGUUAGCAAUAGUUUGUCUAAAAUUGGCUCACGAGCAAUCAGUGGAGGCCCCACUGAAUGCCAUGGUCCAAAAGUUCCCAAUUAUCUGAGGGAAAGUGCAGUUUGAAAUCAGAUUACAGAUCUGUAUAUUCAUUACCCUUGACAAAGUUGUGUUUAAAUAUUGAUCUUAAAGUUAUUAUCAGGGUCAGCAAUUGCUCUCUUUUUGCCCCGGUGUCAAGACCUACGAGUUCAUAGUGAAAGGAUGAUGGAUUUGAAAUUUGAUCUUUGCUAUUAUUGCAUUCCAAUAAAAGUAGCCCUCCUUGAUGUUUCAAAAGGUAAUUUAAAGAGACCUCCAAAUGCCAUUGCAGUUUUCGUCAGAGAUUCGUCAAUAACCAACUCAACCGUAAAGCUUUAACCACACUUCCAUAAUCCUUCAUUUCAGGACUCUCUUAAGAGCGCCAAAUUUAUGAGGUGCAUAUGUUGAGAGGCGAGUUACGCCGUCUUUUCCAUUCCAUAGAAAAGUAAACGUUAGAAUUUGAAUUCCUUUAUAAUUAAAUUCAACAGGUCACACCUUCUUGCCGGUAAAUGGAUAACCCUCUUAUUUUCCAUAAAUUUAUUUGCUCAGUAUAAUUCAUGGCAGGAAAAAAAUAUACAUUAAAAAAAGAAAGGCAAAUCACCCAAAUAUACAAACAGAAAAAAGAGACAAAAGGGAUGUAAAAUAAAAGUAACCAUAAGGAGGACCGUAAAGAAUCUACGACCCCAUACUGUGCGAGCCACCACAAAUAAUGACUGAUUACCACAACAGGACCAUGAUUAAAAGACAAUAUCGGCUGAAAUAUGGGACACUGGCGCGUCAUUCUUAUUGCUGCUGUUAUUCCGCGCCGCUAGAAGACCCUAGUCAACUUUCUUGUUAAGAGAGUUGAACAGUUGAACCCAGUCAGGAAAAGGGACACUACUGAAAUAUGAGUAUAAUAUUCAAAGUUCCUGCAUGAUAUGGCAAGUUUUCGCUUUUGAAACUUGUUUUGGACACUGAUUCUACUCGUAACUUGGCGGCGCAUUCUAACGGUGGGCAACACUCAAACAAAGCUAUGGCAUUUUCUGCUCAAAAUUCUCUUCAGGCAGGCAAAUUCUACCCCAGAAUCUCUGCUCGAGAUAAGUGAGCGAUCAGCUCAGGUACAUCUUGUAACGAUAAAUCGUAGCAAACACCGCGUAGAAAAACACCCGUUCUCGUUCGCAGUGAGUCGACCAACUGUAAGCAAAUCUUACGUUGUGCGGUACCGCUUGGCAGAUAGAGGGAUCCCUUUUGAUUGAAUAAACUCGCAAUGAAAAGCAGCAGUUACGAACGAUACUCAGCAAUUGCAAUUAGUUGUGAAGUGUAUGUCUGUUUCAAAAUUUCCAACUAUUACCUUUUGGGAUGCUAACUGUUUCGAAUCCUGUCCGAAUACCCCUCAACUGAUUUCGGCUAAAAAAUGCGACGUUCUGUGGGCGCAAUUCUGGCUGACGAUGGUAACGAAUAACGCUCGAGCUUCUAGCCUCAGGUCUAUAACUAGCAGAAUAUAUACAGUCCCACUCUCUGACUAAGCGGAACCGGAAACUAGCAUAUCAGCACCUACUAUACACAUCUUAAUUUGUUACCAACAACCCAAGGGAUUUCCAGGUGGUCCUGUGGGAUGAGCCGCGCGCGGCUCAUCCAGGGUCGCAUCUGGCGGUCGCAAGUUCAAGUCUCGAUAUGUCAUUAAAGGGGUUAUUCUCGGACGGCUUGGGGGUCCAAUAACCUCUCCCCCGAUCGAGACUCGAACUCGGGCCAGGAAGAAAAUCCCGAGCCACGCCACAGAAUUUUUUGUUUAAUUAAUUGAUUG